GGGAUUAAGGCUCCAAUGGCAGCAACACCAUACAAAACACCUUUAACAGAUAUGUUUGCACAAUUCAACACGUGAAAAGGAGUAGGAAGAAGCAAUGUUUAUACCUCUGGGGAUGGCAACUUGAAUUACUGUCACAAUACGAAGAGACGCCGCCCAUCAGAAGACCUCUGGAGAUGGCUCCCCAGGACCCCAGUGCCACGGUGGUCAGGGAAGAAGACGACAGGCCGACUGCAAACAAGACGCCUUCUGAGGUGGAUGACGGAUGUGAGGAGGAACAGCGAGGCAGCGUGCAGCAGAUGGAGGAGAAGUCGUUUGUAUCGAGUCUGCAUUCCUUCAUGAAGAAAAGAGGCUCGCCCAUUGAAAGGAUCCCACAUUUGGGCUUCAAACAAAUCAACCUGUGGAUGAUCUACAAGGCAGUUGAGACACUAGGUGGCUACAAUUCAGUGACGGCACGGCGCCUGUGGAAGAAAGUGUACGAUGAGCUGGGCGGGAGUCCUGGUAGCACCAGUGCGGCUACGUGCACCCGCAGACACUACGAGAGGCUGGUGUUGCCCUUUGAAAGACACCUGAAAGGAGAAGAUGACAAACCUCUGCUUCUCAGCAAACCAAGGAAGCCUUAUAAGAGGAAUUCGGAAGGGAAGACGAACAAAGCGGAGUGGAAGGGGAAAAGAAACCUGGCUGACGGAGGAAACGAUUGUGAGAGGAUUCCAGAGGCCGCCAGUCAUCCUCAUCAGUCUAAUCCCUGGCCGGGUGCCGCCGAAAGACACCAUUUGGACUCAUCCCAGCCAGACCGGGCCCUGACCUCUUACACGUUUCCCCGCCUGGUGCAUGGCCCUCCGGCGACCCCCUGGCCCGCGAACUUGUCAUCAGCGGCCGGAGAGGUCAUCUCUCCUCUGGAGAAAAAGAAGCGAGUAGCUCAGGCCAGCCUUCAAGGGACUCCACAGGGCGAGGACAGAGAGGAGAGAGACCGGCCUUCUGUCAUCCGCUGCUCCCCGUCCUCUUCCGGCCACAAGUGCAUCUCCUCCGAUGGCUCGCCCUACCCUCCGUCCUCCUCCUCGUCCUCCCGGAGCGCCUCCCCGUGCUCCGUCUCGUCGGAGGAUACCCCUGCAGGCGGUGAACGCCAACCUGACUUGACCUCCUUCAGCACACUCAACCGAAGCGAGGACGCGGCAGGAGAGAACAGAAGCAGAGCUCCUCUCAGCCCUCAAAAAGUCAAAGCUUACAUUAAAGACCGGAAGACAAAAAGAGGCGAUAUCAACCUCAUGCAUCCUUUUUACUCGUCUAUCAAAGUUCCAUCCGACCCGGGUUUCGUCAAAGUUCUUCCGAAGUCGACGCAACUCGCACGGCCCGCCCCUAUCCGACCGGGUUACGGAAGCCAACAGGCCACUUUGACGCAUCUGAAACACAUCCCUCAGCAUCCGUGGCUCUAUCAGACUGAGAAGCGGGACGCGCUCAGGCCGCCGCCUGCAAAGGUUCCUGCCGCCCAGCAGAUGCUAGCCCGCUCCGCCCACUCCACCUGUACGCCACCCCUUUUUGACAAAUCAGACUCUCAUCAGCAGACAACGCUGCACCAGCGAGCCUUCCUCCCCAGGGUGAGAAUACCUCAGUCCCAGCUCAUGUACCGCCAUGUUCCUGGCAGCGCGUCUCCUUCCGCUCUCAUUUAUUCAUACCCAUAUUCCAUCCCUCUGUGGGGGCCCCACGCUGCAUAUGCCCUCCCCACUAUGGGUACAUUUUACACUCACAAACUGUGAUUCUUUACAUUUUGCCUCCGGGCAGAUGAAUUUUUAUGCAAUAUUUUUCCUUUUUUUUAAGUAGUGUACUAUGUGAAUGCUAAACAUGCAUACCUAAAUUCAUCAGCAUAAGAGGACACAACGAGGAUAAAUCUAACUACACUGCAAAAACUGAAAUCUAAGUAAGAUUAAAUAUUUUAAAUAAGGGUGAUAUUUGCUUAUUUUCUAUCUGAUAAGAUAAUUCUUCUCACUAAGCAGAUUUUAUGUUAGAGUGUUUUACUUGUUUUAAGGGUUUUGGUCCUAAAUUAUCUCAGUAAGAUAUUACAGCUUGUAGCUGAGAUUUGAUGACCUAUAUUGAGUAAAACAUGCUUGAAACUACA
Entelurus aequoreus (snake pipefish) is the source of this 2110-nucleotide messenger RNA. RefSeq names its product AT-rich interactive domain 5A (gene arid5a). The record is from RefSeq and is a predicted model, not a curated record. Gene Ontology annotation, cellular component: nucleus. Gene Ontology annotation, molecular function: transcription cis-regulatory region binding. The coding region runs from base 174 to 1751 and encodes 525 amino acids. The transcript is spliced from 9 exons. Gene Ontology annotation, biological process: regulation of transcription by RNA polymerase II. NCBI's taxonomy places the organism in Eukaryota, Metazoa, Chordata, Actinopteri, Syngnathiformes, Syngnathidae.